AAUAAGAAGAAGCAGACGCAAAACUGUUAUUUCAUUUAAAUUUAAAUGAAAUGGGACACCUGGACAAGUGCCGCGUCUGCUUUACGCCGGUUGCCCGGGAUGACGAGGCCUACAACCUGCUGCAGCUGGAGCAGCUAGCCGUCAAGUUCUCGGAUUGCACGGGCUUGGUGGUGGAUCCUGCGGAUGUCCAUAUCAUUUCCAGCGAGAUUUGUUGCCAGUGCUACGAGCAGUUGGAGCAGUACCACGGCUUCCGGGCCCAGUGCAUCACUGCCGACCGGAAAUGGCGGGUGAAAAGAAGGGUGGGGCGAAGGAAAAUAACUCGGGAGGAGCCUCUGUACUUGGAAGAGGAUCAGGAAGAGACAGAACAGGAAAUGGAAGAAGAACCGGAAAUGGAAGAAGAACAGGAAAUGGAAGAAGAACAGGAAAUGGAAGAGGAACCGGAAAUGGAGGAAGAACAGGAAAUGGAGGAAGAACCGGAAAUGGGAGAAGAACAGGUAAUAGAAGAAGAACAGGAAAUGGAAGAUCAGGAACUGGAAGAACUGCAGUUGAAAGAAAUACAGAGAGAACUAGAGGAACAAAUAGAAAAGGAGAUGCUAAAAGAACAGGAGGAACACAACCAGGAAGAACAAGCCCUGGAAGACCAGGAGCCACCAUCUCUUCAAGCAACCGAGCUGAUUCUUUGCGAUGGCAACCUAAGUCCUAAGGAAUCACCGCCAAAAAUGAAAAGAAAAGUUCAAAGAAAGUCUUCGCCCAAGAAACCAGCAAAGAAAGCCAAAGAAAAGGAAACUGCAACUGUCACCUCGACACCCGAACUCCGCUACAUGUGCGAAAUGUGUUCAAAGGAAUUCGAAGACUACAAAAGCUUCAUCAACCACACAAAAGAGCACGAUGGUCACAGUCUCUAUCACUGCUCGGAACCAGGCUGCCAGGAGUCUUUCAAUCGCUACGAGCAGUGCAGGCAACACGAACUGCAGCAUGCGGCAGAGGGCACACGUUUCAUUUGCGGAGAGGAGGGCUGCCACAAGAUGUACCGACACAAGGCUUCCCUCAAGCAUCACCAGAGCAAGGCCCACGGUCUUGGAGAGCCCUCAAAGACCCACAUGUGCGAGUUCUGCGGCCGAGUCUUCAAAAAUCUGGCCGCCUUGACCCACCAUCGGUACACGCACAGCGACCAAAUGAAACUGCCCUUCGCCUGCGAGAUGCCCGACUGCUCACUAAGGUUCAUUAGCCAGGAGAAGCUCCGCAUUCAUAUGAUGCGGCAUCAGGGUAUCAAGAACUACAGCUGCCCCUAUUGUGGCCUACGAAAGACCACCAAGAAUGAGCUACGUCUGCACAUCAACUUCCAUACCCUGGAACGUAGCUGGCCGUGCAAAUUUUGCUCGAAGGUCUGCAACAGCUCCACAGCCCUCAAGAAGCAUGUGAGCACCAUUCACGAGAAGAACAAGCAUUAUGCCUGCAGCUACUGUGAGAAAUCGUUUGCCAGUUCGAAUACCCGAAAGUAUCACGAGAUGACCCACACGGGCGAGAAGAACUUUGAGUGCCAGGAGUGCGGCAAGAAGUUCAUACAGCCGGCUGCCCUGCGGACUCAUCGUUUGAUUCACGAAAGGAAAGCGGUUACAGAUGGAGGAGAAGCAUCGACUUCUGGCGGCGAAUCAUCAUUGGUGACUCACUCCAUUCCUCAAAUUGAUGUGGGUACUCCUGUAAUAGUGGCUCAACUACAGCCGGCUUAUACUAUACUCCAAGUGACCAGCUUGGGUUAUCCGACAAUAUAAAGAUGUCUAGAGACUGUGCGUGGCUCCGGGAUCUACUUUUUGUUUGGGUUUUUUGUUAUUUUUGAGUUUAACUUUACCUUUAAAAGUGAUA
Drosophila kikkawai is the source of this 1863-nucleotide messenger RNA. Its product is annotated as zinc finger protein 253. Lineage: Eukaryota; Metazoa; Arthropoda; Insecta; Diptera; Drosophilidae. The record is from RefSeq and is a predicted model, not a curated record. Gene Ontology annotation, biological process: regulation of transcription by RNA polymerase II. Gene Ontology annotation, cellular component: nucleus. Gene Ontology annotation, molecular function: zinc ion binding; DNA-binding transcription factor activity; RNA polymerase II cis-regulatory region sequence-specific DNA binding.